This is a messenger RNA of Aricia agestis (brown argus), 2189 nucleotides long. Its product is annotated as zinc finger protein 497-like. The transcript has 12 exons. NCBI's taxonomy places the organism in Eukaryota, Metazoa, Arthropoda, Insecta, Lepidoptera, Lycaenidae. Gene Ontology annotation, cellular component: nucleus. Gene Ontology annotation, biological process: regulation of transcription by RNA polymerase II. Gene Ontology annotation, molecular function: DNA-binding transcription factor activity, RNA polymerase II-specific; RNA polymerase II transcription regulatory region sequence-specific DNA binding. The record is from RefSeq and is a predicted model, not a curated record. Bases 343 to 2130 code for a protein of 595 amino acids.
UCGAAAAUUCGAACUUUUAAGUUUCUAUAAUUAAAUAAUGUCAGCGUGAAAAAUUAGAAGAGUCAUAAAUUAUUAUUGUGAGUCCAUUAAUUUCCUAUUGAAUUAAGUUUAAAUUUGUGAAAAUGUGAUAGUCUUUGGACUGUGUCUGCACCAAUUGUCUGGUUUCGUAGUUAAUUCGCUGCCAUACUUACAAUCGAUCAAUAACUAAAGGCGACCCAAGCUAUGGCGAAAAUUGUUAGUAGGUAAAUUCCUUAGCUAUUCGGCUUUAGCUUGCGGCCUCAGUUAAAACUAUGUAGGUAUUUGGUUACUUUUAUGUAAACAAAUAGUAGGUAAAUACUAAGCAUGAUGGCAGAAGUACAAGUUAAAAUAGAACCGCGGGAUCCAGAAGAAGAUGAAAAUGAACCACAAGAUCUGACGACUUCGGGGCCGAGCUUUCACAAUUUUGUCGGCCUACAGCCUGAGCCUGUUGACAUCAAAACGGAACCGGCCAGUGACAAUGAAGUGCAGUCCAGCGAUGAUGAACCCCUUUUUCCUCACACCCAGAUUAAAAUUGAACCCUGCAAUGAGAACGGUACAGAUGAAUAUGAAGAGGAAGAAAAUUUUAUGAGACCAGAGAGAUCAAAACCUAGGAAACGUAAGGAAUCCUCCGACGAGGAUUUUACGUUGGCCAGCUACAAGAAAAAAUUAAAUAAAAAGAAAGGUGAAGGUGGGAAUAUAAAGCCGAGCAUGAAAGGAAGAUCUAGAGCUGGGCCUGAAAUGAUAUACAAGGAUGAAAUAAUAAGCCAGAUAGAGAUUGAGACGAUAACCGAGGAGGAGCGGCAGUCGGAGCAUCAGGAGGUGUUGGAGACUCGGAGACACAUGAGGUUCCUGUGUGAGUGGUGUGCCGUCGGCUUUGUCAUAGAAGAUGCUUACCAGGUCCACAUGAAAUUGCAUACCCAGGAGAACGGCACCCACGAGUGCGAGCUCUGUCACAUGUGGGUGAGGAACAGCGACGUGUUGUACCGUCACCGGCUGCGCCAUUACCGACGGUACCGCUGCGUUGUGUGCGGCCUGCGACUGCGGGACAAGGACACCGCGGCCGCACACAUCAUGAGCGACCACCAGGGCACCUCGUUCCCCUGUCCGCACUGCGACAAGGGGUUCAAACGGCCUCAGUACCUGCGUCGUCACAUAGCUCAGAUGCACACGCGCGCUACGGAGUACAAGUGUCCCGUGUGCGGCCGCGUGUUCUACGAGCGCGGAUGGUUCCGGUGUCAUGUCAGAUCUCACAACGAGGAAGUUCAGAUGUGCGCGUCACAGAGCCUGCCGUGCACGCAGUGCGGGCGCGUGUUCCGGCAGCGGUCGAACCUCAAGCGGCACAUGUUGACGCACGUGCGCGAGCCCGUCCCGUGCCCGCACUGUGACGUCACCGCCGACAACCCCGAGCUGCUGCGCAUGCACUGCAUCAAGUUGCACCCCGAGCUGGUCGGGGACGCGGAUACAAUAUGCGUGCACUGUGGUCGCGCGUGCGCCACCAUCCCCAUGCUGCAUCGCCACUUGCGGCGCAUGCACGCUGACAGGACUAAAAGAUUCGAGUGCGACCACUGCUCCCGCCGCUACCUCACGAAGGGCGAGGUGCGGUCGCACAUAAUGUGGUCGCACCUCCGCCGGCUCGGCGGGCACGCGUGCGACUGCGGCCGCGUGUUCCGCAACCCCGCCCGCCUGAGACACCACCAGAGAAUACACCAUCUGCGUCUGGAGGAGCCGCGCGAUAAACACUGUCCAGUGUGCGGCAAGGCCUUCGCGAACCAACAAGUCCUCACCCGUCACAUACGUGGUCACAGCGGCACCACGUACCCGUGCCAGGAGUGCGGUCAGACCUUCAAAACUCAGUCCUACGUCAAGGUGCACUACAAGAUCAAACAUCUCAACAUGACGCGAGCGCAGGUAAAAGCGGAGAGCAAACGGAAACUGCUGAUGGUGGACAACGCGGACGACCCCCCCGCCUUCCGGCGGCCCCCCUCGCCGCGCACCCCCGACCCCCCCAGCUUCGGGCAGCCCCCCUCGCUGCGCACCACCGACCCUCCCGACACCCUCGUUUUCCCAGACGUAGGGGGGAUCAAGCGGGAGAUCAUCGAGGUGCCGAAAUGAAGUUCCUUAUCGUGUGCGCUCUGGUGCUGGCGGUGGCCGCCGCUGAAGACUACCUGGUG